Messenger RNA from Bombyx mandarina (wild silkworm), 2261 nucleotides. RefSeq names its product cytochrome P450 9e2. Gene Ontology annotation, molecular function: iron ion binding; monooxygenase activity; heme binding. The record is from RefSeq and is a predicted model, not a curated record. NCBI's taxonomy places the organism in Eukaryota, Metazoa, Arthropoda, Insecta, Lepidoptera, Bombycidae.
AAGCAAUCCAAACAAAAAACGACCGUAUCUCUUGUGCUAUAAACGUGGAAAUCAAUUCACUAUACUCGUUUGAAGAAUUCAAUUGAAAAUAAGGAUAAAUUGCGCACCAUCACGUGCGUUGUGCUCACACUAAAAAAAUUGCCAAUUACAGGCGCUUGAGAGACGUGGUCAUUACUGUCUGAAUAUCUUCAUGACUAGACCGCUGCCAUAUUCGCGUCACUAAUAAUUUUGCAGUCGCUUUUACAAUACAGUUCUGACUUCAUAGACCUAGUUCUAGAUCGUCCAGAUAUAAUGAUUAUCAUUAUAUGGACAUUAGCUAUAGGUUUGGCUUUCUUACUGUACCUGAAGCAGAUAUAUUGCUACUUCAGCAAGCAUGAAAUCAAGAGCAUAACCCCGCUUCCGAUACUGGGCAACAUGGGCAAGAUUGUCUUCAAGAUUAACCAUUUUGUUGAUGAUAUUUCGCAAUUGUACAACAAAUUUCCAGAAGAGAGAUUCGUUGGUAGAUAUGAGUUUGUAAAUCCGGUGAUCUACAUCAGAGAUAUUGAGAUCGUUAAGAGAAUCACAAUUAAAGAUUUUGAACAUUUCCUGGAUCAUCGCACGAUCGUCAAUGAGGAAACCGAUCCCAUUUUCGGAAGGAAUCUGUUUUCUUUGAAAGGCCAGGAAUGGAAAGAUAUGCGAUCCACUUUAUCGCCAGCCUUCACCAGCUCCAAGAUGAAGCUUAUGAUGCCCUUAAUAGUCGAAGUUGGAGAGCAGAUGAUCAACGCGUUAAAAAAGAACAUUAAAAACUCUGGUGUCGGAUAUGUGGACAUAGACACUAAAGACCUGACCACUAGAUACGCCAACGAUGUGAUCGCGUCCUGCGCCUUCGGUCUGAAGGUCGACUCCCUCACUGAGGAGAACAACCAGUUCUACGCGAUGGGGAAAGCCGCUUCGAAUUUCAGUUUCAAACAGAUCCUACUCUUGUUGGGAUUUAUUUCAUUUCCUAAGUUGAUGAAGGUGAGAAUUAGAAGAAAAUUAGUCCACGAUGAUAAAUCCAGCAAAGACACCGACGCAGGAUUCGCCACGGUAGAAGAAUCUGCAGUUGGCAAGAAACAAAUCGAUAGAGUCUGGACUGAUGACGACAUCAUCGCUCAAGCAGUUCUUUUCUUCGUUGCUGGUUUUGAAACCGUUUCAUCGGCAAUGACGUUCCUCCUUCACGAAUUGGCUCUCAACCCUGAAGUACAAGACAAAUUGGUUGAAGAAAUCAAGGAAAACAAGGAGAGGAACAAUGGAAAAUUUGACUACAACUCCAUACAGAAUAUGGUGUAUUUGGAUAUGGUUGUUUCAGAACUCCUAAGGCUGUGGCCGCCAGGUGUCUCCAUGGAUAGAAUCUGCGUUCAAGACUACAACUUGGGGAAACCAAAUGACAAGGCCAAAAGAGACUUCACACUUCGCAAAGGUACGGGUGUAGCUAUUCCCGUAUGGGCUUUCCACCGAAACCCGGAAUUCUUCCCGGACCCCCUGAAAUUCGAUCCCGAAAGGUUCUCAGAGGAGAAUAAACACAACAUCAAGCCUUUCGCGUAUCUACCAUUUGGAGUGGGACCUAGGAAUUGUAUAGGUUCUAGGUUCGCUUUAUGCGAAGUAAAAGUGAUGGCAUACCAGCUACUCCAGCAUAUGGAGAUAUCUCCGUGCGAGAAGACGUGCAUCCCCUCGAAGCUCAGCAAGGAAACCUUCAACCUUCGUCUUGAAGGUGGUCAUUGGGUCAGACUAAAGAUCAGAGAUUGAUUGAAAAAUCACUGUAAUUAUGAUAGGUGACUAAUGAAGACAUCAACUAUAUUAUUGUUAUAUUUAUAUUACACAUCAACUAUAUUAUAGUCAACUACAAUAUCAUAGACAAUUAUCAUUGAUAAUUUUAAAGCUAUAAAAUGUUUUGUGUGAAACGUUUGAAUUAUACUGUUUUUUUUUAUGUAUGUACAGUCUGUAAAUAAAGUUUUAUUUAAAAAAAAUACUGUCAUGUCAUCAUCUUUGGAAUGGCGACAUUUGGUGGAGCGCACCAUCAACCGAAGUGAUGACCACGACCACUCUGCCAAGAGUGCACGCGACUGAGAAGAAGUCAUCACCUUUUAACAUCCAAAUCAUUCAGUUCUAUGUUUUGCUUAUGUUACUUUACAAAUAACCAAAGAAAAUGGAAACUUUAUAAUUUAUUUCUGUCAAUCUGUCUGUCUGCAUGUCACAGCACAAUUUACUUGAAUAUUCUUGGGACUUGGAAAUAUAAUUAGUAU